AUGGACAUGAGGCUUCUGCUGCAUCCUGCUGUGGAUGUCUGCUACCAUCUAGGAGUGUCAUUGCUGUGGGGCGGGGGUGUCAGGCCUGAUCUAGGUUGUUCCAUUCUCCUGUUGGCCAGUGUGGUGUCCAGUCUUAGUGGAUUGGUCUUCGGGUAUGAGCUGGGAAUCAUCUCAGGUGCUUUGCUGCAGCUCAGGACAGAGUUCAAACUCUCAUGUGUCCAGGAAGAAGCUCUAGUCAGCUCUUUGUUGACAGGAGCCUUGCUGGCAUCCAUCUCGAGUGGCUACUUCAUCGACCAUCAAGGGCGCAGAGCCUCCAUUCUGCUAAGCAACGUGCUGGUCCUGGUUGGCAGCCUGAUCAUGCUGAUUAGCUCCUACGUUGCCGUGGUGUUGGGCAGGAUCACUGUCGGCUUUGCCAUGUGCAUUUCUUCCAUGUCCUGCUGCAUUUUUGUGUCUGAAAUGGUAACUCCCAAGUGUAGAGGCUUCCUGGUAACUCUGUAUGAAGCUGGAAUCACAGUGGGCAUCCUGGCAGCUUAUUUAAUGAACUACAUCUUGUCUGGUUCUAAAAGAGGGUGGAAGUGGAUGUUUGCAUUAGCCAUUGUACCAACUUUGCUGCAGCUGGUCUCCAUCUGGUGUCUCCCUUCCGGUACUAUGGAAUCUUUCAACCCAAGUGAGUCCUUUCAAACUGAAACAGACACCAUGAGCAGCGUUGAAACCCAAGAAGCAGAUAACUCAAAAGUCAGCUCCAGCAGCAAAAUCAAAAAGGGUCAGUACAGAAGCUUGUAUUUGUUCCAGCGUAAAGACAAUAUGAGGACUCGGACUAUCAUUGGACUUGGAUUGGUUCUCUUUCAACAAUUCACAGGCCAGCCAAACAUUCUUUUAUACGCUUCUACCAUCUUCCACUCUUUGGGAUUUAAGAGUGAGGCCUCAGCCAUGCUGGCAUCCGUGGGCUUGGGAUCGAUCAAAGUGAUCGCUACCCUGACCUCCAUGGUAUUUUCAGACAAGCUGGGCAGAAGGCCUCUGCUCAUCAGUGGCUGUUCCAUCAUGGCACUGUGUCUACUAACCAUCGGACUCCUCAGUGAUCACUCACAGAUAAAUGCUGUAAAGCCUUGUGAUUCUCAGGACUUCAGCAUUGACAGAACACGUCUACCUCAUUCACCUGUUGGUAAUCAGUCAGUUUUUGACGUGUAUCCUAAUUCAAAGCACUCUCCUGUUAACAACACACAAGAUGAUGUCACAUUUGAUAAAGUCAGCCAAGCUUCCCUGGAACCUGCAGCAGAAUCUCCUCAGAGUGUUCAUGGGGCACUUGCGAACUGGAUCAUUCUGUUGUGUAUGAUGGCUGUCGUCAGCGCAUACUCCAUUGGAUUUGGACCAAUGACGUGGCUUCUCCUGAGUGAAAUAUUUCCAGCUGCUGUACGAGGAAGGGCAUUUGCAUUCACCAACUGCUUCAACUGGGCUGCCAACCUGUUGGUCACAUUCACCUUCUUAAAUCUUACUGAGAUGAUUGGCCUGUCAGGGAUCUUUCUCCUGUAUGGGCUGACCAGUGUGGCAGCUGUAAUAUUUUUCUACUUCAUGCUACCAGAGACCAGAGGAAAGGAUCUGAUGGAGAUAGACAAAGAACUACGUUUGGACAGGUUCUACCAUGGUGAAGGGUGCUGUGGCUUUGGCAGUAGUAGAAACACUUUCCAGUAUGAGAGAGUGCACUGUCAAAUUAGCACAUUGGGGUGAUUAUGUCAACAUUCUCACAAAAGACUUCCUUGCACAUUAACUGCACUGGGAAAAUAAUUCCUCCAACUUGAGAUGCAGCUGCAGACCAAAUGAUUCACCCUUGCAGAGCAUUUUAGAAUUGAUGGUCUAGCUACUAAACUGUGGCACUGUCAAGACUGAACUCCACCAAACAAAAAAAAAAUUCAAGGGGUGGUCUCCAAAGCCGAGGGAGGAAUGGAUUUCAUUAUCUCAAAUAGUUUCAAAACUGGUAGCGAUCGUAUCCGCAUGAAUAAUAACACGAGGCCUCAAUGUGAGGUCCUCUACCAGCACAGUGAUCCAAGCAAAAAAAAAAAAAAAGUUUAUUAAAGCAGAUUUUAGUGUUGUUGCUGAAUAGAAAAAGAAUGCACAAUAUUGGUAACUUGAAAACUUUGCCAUGUUAGGAAUGGGCUUAAACUCAAGAGCAGCUGAAAUAUUUGUAGUAGCUUGCAUUUACAACUUCAAUGUUCACAUUUUUUUUUAGAUCCAACUCAUACUAGUUAACCAGUGCAUGCUGUCACCACACUGUCCUUAGAUCUUUUUUUUUUUUUUUCCUCACGGCAGACUUUUUAUAGGUGAAACAUGUCUUAGUAACAUCCACACAAACCAGUUUAUGAUAACCACAUUAAGUCAGACAUGUUCAAACUGUCUAAGUUUUUCCAUAACAUUUCAUUAGCCAUUACAACGAGGGGGUGGAUGUAGCAACAGCUUUUUCUUCUUUUUUUUUUAGCAACAGCUUUAAUCUUUAAAUUGUUAACUCAACUGAACAAUGCACCUUAUCAUUUAUCCUUCCUGUAUGUUUUCAGUAUGUUCCUAUUUCUUGUGGAUUUGUACAUAUGCGAAUCUUGUACAUUGUUUUCUUACACAAUUUUUUUUGUAUAUAUUUGUUUCAUUUUUUCAAGCUAUUGUGCAUCGAUUUCUUUUUAGUAAUGGUUUUCAAGAGUGUUUUAUUUAAUAAUAAUGUGCAACUGAGCUACUUUGACCAAGCAAUUUCCUUUGUGGAUGACUAAAUUCUAAGCUACCUAUCAGUGGUGAUUAUGUUGUGGCUGUCAGUGUAUAAUGACAUUCUAUCUCUGGUCAGGGUUUGUGUAGGGCUCAUGGUUUCUGAUGAUUUCAUAAAACCAAAUGUAGAUGUAUAAUCUAUGUGUUUGGGAAGACUGUAUGAACACGACAGACAAAUCAGAUGUACUUGAUAAAUAAAACACAUUUAUUUACACAAAUAUUUUCAAAUACUAGUCUUCUACAUGAGGACAUAAAAAUAUAUACAGUGAUGUAGGGACUCAUACUGCUCCAUCCACAGAUUAAUGUGUACAUGUUAUGAUUUAUUUGCAUCUUCAGUUUUUCGAAAAAGAAAAAAAAAAGGAUGUUUAUGUACAACAGGACCUAAAACUUAUUUUCAAACUCUGGCACUAUAACACUGGGGAAAAAAACUCUACCCUUCAAGUGCUAUAUAACUUCACUGCAUCCCUCGACAUGUUGGUGAAAGCCAAUAAACUGUUUUGAUACCUCAAAAAAACAAA
This is a messenger RNA of Mugil cephalus (flathead mullet), 3260 nucleotides long. RefSeq names its product solute carrier family 2 member 10 (gene slc2a10). Gene Ontology annotation, biological process: transmembrane transport. Lineage: Eukaryota; Metazoa; Chordata; Actinopteri; Mugiliformes; Mugilidae. Bases 1 to 1725 code for a protein of 574 amino acids. Gene Ontology annotation, molecular function: transmembrane transporter activity. The record is from RefSeq and is a predicted model, not a curated record. The transcript is spliced from 6 exons. Gene Ontology annotation, cellular component: membrane.